Molecule: messenger RNA, 441 nt
Organism: Homalodisca vitripennis (glassy-winged sharpshooter)
Lineage: Eukaryota; Metazoa; Arthropoda; Insecta; Hemiptera; Cicadellidae
Product: cilia- and flagella-associated protein 70-like
Exons: 3
Coding region: 1-366 (121 amino acids)
Biological process (GO): cilium assembly; cilium movement
Cellular component (GO): motile cilium; extracellular exosome
Molecular function (GO): protein binding
Source: RefSeq, a predicted model, not a curated record
AUGUUGAUAGAGUAUUUCAUUUACAGACUAGGGAAUAUCUUCUUGAGUGAAGGUGACCAUCAAGAGGCCCAUGCUUACUACCUGGAUAUCUGCUCCAACAGUCCAACACCUCUCUCUUGGCUUGGGCUUGGUGUUACAGCCUUCUUGAACCAUGACUUGGAUGAUGCUGAACUGGCAUUGAGUGAAGCCAACCUGUUGGACUGCCGGUUGUCUCAAGUCUGGGGCUACUUGGCUCUGGUGAACCUGCUGAUGGCACGCCCUGAGAUCUACCAUCGAUGCCUGAGUCAAGCUCUGCGGUAUGGUUUGGACGAUCCUGUACUUCUUGAGAGACUUAACAUUCUGGGACAUCUUGUAGAGCCAUCUUGAGACUUUCAUGUCAUAUUGAGUUAAUUCUACGUUAUAAUUUAUUUCACUAAAUAAAUGUUUUUCAUGAGAAGAGAU